AUGUUCUCUUUCUCCAGUACAUGGCACGUACUCGGGCCUUUUCAGAUUGGCACCAGAGAAGCCACGUGGGGCGCCGAUCCACUGGAGUACGUUGGCGGCUUCAGGAACCUCUCGUACGAUCCGAAGGCGACUUUCAGAAGCUCACUCCCUACCAAUGGCACUGCGACUUGGAACGUGACGGAAGCUUCGAAGAUCUCAAGCAGUUCAGUCUCAGCCAACGCCUCGUUGAGCGUGAGCUACUCCAACGUGGACUGGAAUUUCUUAAAGAACAUCUACGGAUGGGCUGCUGUCCAGUAUCAAGCAUGGGCUCGCGGGGAGCUCAUCAUCGGCGGCAAUGAUACGCAGCAUGUCGUUCUUCACACGGACGCAAUCCUGGAAUACUGGGUCGAUGGUCAACACUACUUUGGAGGCGACCAAUACACGUUCCGCAAGGCGCCACCUGUUUUGCACCUCACGCCCGGCUCUCACAGAAUCGAUCUUCGACUAGUGAGAGAUGUACGUGCGUUUGGCGGUAUCUUGGCGCCGACAAUUGAUGUCGUGGUCGAUGUACAGCAAGCAUCUGGAACUCUUGAACUGGCCAAGCCUGGCAUCCUCAUGUCUGAUGUUGUCGAUGGCAAAUUAGCGAGCCCCAUCGCAUCAGUAAGCUUGAGAAACAGUGGUGCGGCAGAUAUCGAAGUUGUUGGAAUUCAAGCUGCGAAUGUGAGCUCGCCUUUCUCUUUCUCCGGAGUGGAGGUUGGGCAGCAAGUUCUUACCGAAAGUGAUAUUGCAGCGCUGACAGCCGACGAGACUAGUAACUUGUCGUCUGCUAGUACUUCCGGCAUCGUCCUGGUUGCCGGUCAGACUAGAUCGCUUGUCUUCAACAUCACGUUGCCCAGCCAAAACGUGCCCUCGGUAUCGUACACUGUGACUUAUAGGAACACGGACAGCCAACAACAGUCGACUCUUCAAGUCUCUCAGGAUCUUCGUCACCUCUCGAUCUACAAGCCCCACAAAAUCACUUACCUCCACCCAGGUACUCUUGAUCCUGUAGCUGAUUUGUGUGCUUGGGUGCUCUUUCCCACCGGCGUGACACCUUGGUCGAGUGACGACUGGCACAACUGGGGCUUCGCUGAUGUGGAAGCAGCCGUGGAAACUAUCCCCGCCUGGAUCGAAAGCGUGGGCUGGAACGGACCUGAUGUGGAUGUCAAUAGAUGGAUAAUGUCCGGACAUUCGAAUGGCGGUCAAGGCACAUGUACCAUCAUGACCACACAAGCACUUGUCGACUUUUACUACGCACACACAAGCAACGAGGAUGAACUUCCCAGGAAGCUGGAACAAUUCACCAUAGUCGUGGGUGAUCCGGGAGAUAUGGGCAGCAAGAGUGGCAUCAGAGUCCUGCAAUUGAUCGACCCUGGUCAAUACGGAAGAGUGGAGGUCAAAGGCCACACUAUUCAGACGACUAACGUCAUGAGUCUGGAGUUUGAUCCUGUGCUGUGGCAAGAUACAGUCACGUUGAAUGGCGCAGAUUUCAGACUCGACGCAUCCCGUGAUGCGAUCACAAGCGCCUCAUCAGUGAAGGUUCUCAAUAUCGAUGCUGAAGAAGUACUAGUUACGACAGACGACGACGCGACAAUUAAUAAAAGACGUGGACGACAGCUAGGAUCCAUGACAGCUAUCCUCCGCACGCAAGGCCCGUUUGUGAUACGCCACGCAGGCACCAUCAAUGCCUCACAGAUCGCGCUCCAGGUCUCCCGCAACCUGCACCAGUAUUUCCAAGCCGACUCGGAUAUCGUCUCGUCUUUAUCCGAGUCCAGCAUCGACAAUGCGACCGGCAACAUCAUAACGCUUGCAAUAGGCGACAACAUACCAAGCGCUCCUCCCGAGUCUUCAAUCCACGGUGGCAGUGGGAAUUGUAGCGUCGUCGACCAUCAUGGCAGGAAGCAAGAAUAUGGCAAGAGGGCUCGCGGGGCGGCGUAUCUAAGGCCAGCAGGCGGAGAAAGACUCGAGCUGGUGAUAUGGGGAGCAGAUGAGGAGGGCCUGCGACAAGCAGCUCGUAUCGUGCCAAUGAUGACAGGUGUAGGGCAGCCGGACUUUGUCGUGUUUGGUGAGAGUGCAAAGUGGCGAGGUGUCGAGGGCGUGUUGGCGAUGGGCUUCUUUGAUGCAAAUUGGAAGGUGACUGCGUCCAGUGUUCUCGAAACUGGCUCUUGA
Messenger RNA from Parastagonospora nodorum SN15, 2187 nucleotides. RefSeq lists its product as hypothetical. NCBI's taxonomy places the organism in Eukaryota, Fungi, Ascomycota, Dothideomycetes, Pleosporales, Phaeosphaeriaceae. The transcript is spliced from 4 exons. The record is from RefSeq and is a predicted model, not a curated record. The coding region runs from base 1 to 2187 and encodes 728 amino acids.